Molecule: messenger RNA, 10593 nt
Organism: Drosophila elegans
Lineage: Eukaryota; Metazoa; Arthropoda; Insecta; Diptera; Drosophilidae
Exons: 8
Coding region: 1403-9931 (2842 amino acids)
Cellular component (GO): nucleus
Source: RefSeq, a predicted model, not a curated record
AAAAGUCCUUCAUUCCGUCGCGACCAGCGAGUAACGGCAUAUGAGCGCUCGCAGAGAAAUCGCUAAUCACAAACGGCGGACGACAAAAACCCAAGAACAGAGGCAGAGGAAAAAAAAGAAAAGCAGUUAAAUAAUUAAAAAAAAGUGUCCCGCAAACCGCUAAAAAGUGUGCUAACCUUUUGCUUUUUUUUGACAAGUUAUUUUCGAGUGCGAAAACCGUGAAAAAGUGUGUAAGAAAGGCCAGCAGUUGGAAAGGCUCAAGGAGCAGAAGAAGGCGAGGCGUCUAGCUCACCCCCUCAACCCCCACGACCCCCUCACCCCUUACUCCCCCCUUUUCGCCACAAGGCGAAAACCGCCACCGCCUCGCGCUCUCUCUCUUCCUCUUUCUUUUCUCUCUCUCCCCCCCCCUCACUUUGGGGUGUCACAUCAAUACACCAACACACGCGCACACCCUUGUCCUCAAAAAAAAAAAAAAAAAUGAAAUAGUAACGAAAUUAUCGAACAACAAUAACAACAAAAUAUCUAAGCAGCCUGAAAGUCGAUUCCCCGAAAAAGAAGCUAUAAAAUGCUUGUCCAUGAAAAUUUUUGUUUAUUUUUUUUCCCGUAAGUGCAUGGUGAAACAAAGCAAAAAAAAAACUUGAGGAAAAGUCUUUGAAAAACUCGCAACCGUAUGUUCGAUGGGUGUGUGCGUGUGUCUUUGGAAGAUUGUGUGUGUGGCAGGAUACUUCGAGCAGCAGCCGUAUCAUAACAAGCCAAACUCCCUCUUGACCACAAGAAUCAAGUCACAAGCUAAGGAUGUGCCACAAAAACACACGCUUUGACACAUUUAUAAGUGACAGGACCCCCCCUUGAUAUUUAAAUGACAAAUGUUGAAUUACAAGCAAAAUUUUAAUCACCAGGUCAAUACCAGAAAACAUCAAACUACGAACAGUUCGCAAAGUAAACAUUCCCAGCAAUGUGUAUGCAAGUGUUGGGCGCAUAGAAAAAAAAUAAUACAAAAGAAAAAAAAAUCCUGUCGUAGCGUUGCCACCCGGUGCCAAAAAAGGGAGCUUCAGCGAGUGGCAUUCGGCGAACGGUUUUUUUUUUUAUACUGCUAUUUCGUGUCGCAGUCGCAGUCGGCGUCGACGCCAACAACGACAGCGGCAGCGCUGCUGGUAGAUAUUCAGUUAUUUCUUCAAUCACCACCCCCCCCACGCGGAUCCUUUAUAUUUCCCAAAAAAACAGCACAAAUAUAUUAACAACAAAAAAAACAGAGAUACCUGCAAUAUACAAGCGGAAAAAGCUCUAGAAAAGCAAUGCAACAACAACAUCAAGCACAGCAGCAACAUCAGCAACAGCAGCAACAGCAACAGCAAAAGCAAAAAGUGUAGUGGGUCGCACGCGCGACUUGUGUGUUUGAAUAAUGAAGAAGAAGCAGAAACAACAACAGCAGCAGCAGCAGCAGCAGAGGCAGAGCAAGGCGCCAUCUGAAGCGGAAUCGGAGACAGACCGCCCCGGCAGCAACAACAACAACAACCAUUCGCCAGCAGCAACAGCAGCAGCAACAACAACCAAGCGGCGACAAGCGGUCAACAGCAACAACAAGCGCUGCAGUCGCAGUCGCAGCAGCAGCAGCAGCAGCAGCUGCAGUAGCAGCAGCAGCAGCAACGCUAGCGUCGGCAGCGACGCCAGCAGCAUGUCCAAAACAAGCAGCGGAAAUCCAAGUGCAGCAGCAACACAAGCAGCAGCAGCAGCAGCCGCUGCAGCAGCAGCAGCAAGUGCAACAAAUGCCGCCAAUGCCGCCGAUUUCAGUGCGUUCGACUUUAACGAUAGUUCCGAUAAUUCCGACACGCCACUGGUGCCACGCCCACCCUUCCUGAGUCGCGCCGCAGCAGCGGCCGCAGCAGCAGCAGCAGCGGCAGCCUUGAGCAACAUUAGCAACAAUAGCAACAAUUCGGCUGGCUCGGCCGGACAAAUGCCGCACAGCACUAGCAGCAGCAACAACAAUAACAACAACAACAAUGGUGCAAAUACCGCCAACAGCAGCAGCAGCAACAACAACAACAACAACAACAAUAAUAACAACAACAAUAACUAUGGCCGCAGCAGCAGUCGGAGCAGCAGCAGCUCACAAAGCAGCCUGGACGAAGAGGAGGACGACGAGGAGGACGAAGAGGACGAGGAGGAGGAUCAGGAGGAGGCAGUGUCCCAGCACCAGCAGCAGCAGCAGCAACAACUGGCGGCCGAGCAACAACAACGGGCAGCUGCAGCAGCGGCCGUCGUGGCAGCGGCGGUCAGUGCGCUGCACAACGGCAACAAGCAGCAGCAGCAGCAGCAGCAACAGCACUACAACAACAAUAAUAACAACAAUAACGGCAGCAGCAACAAGUCAAGAGAUCGCGACGAUCACCUGCAGGCACAGCAACAGCAGCAGCAGCAGCAACAGCAGCAGCAACAACAAUCGCAGCAGCCGCAUGACGACGAGGAGGAGGAUGACGACUAUGACGAGGAUGAGGAGGAGGACGAGGAGCAGGGCAAUGGCCACGACCUCACGCCCACUGACCUGCGACAUGUCCUCCCGACCAGCCAUCACGAUCAGCAGCAACAGCAGCAGCAGCAGCACCAGCACCAGCAACAGCAGCAACAUCUGCAGCAGCAACAGGAUUCGGCCGCCUGCUACGAUGACGAUGGCGAGGAGGAGGACGACGAGGACGAGGACAGUCGCGCCACCCUCUCCUCCGCCCACCUAAACAGUGCCGCUGCCGCCGCCGAAAGCAGCGGUCUGCACAUGAGCGCCGUGGCAGCGGCGGCGGCAGCAGCGGCAGCAGCAGCAGCAGCGGCGGCCUCGGCGGCCAAGCUGAGUGCCCAGCUGGAGCAGCAGAAUGCCAAUGCCCUGGACAUGGCUGGUGGAGGCAAUGCCACGCCCAUUGCACCGCCACCGCCCAGCAGCUUGCUCGGCGGCAACAGCAACACCAGCUUCUCCACCAACAACAACAGCAACCACGCCCUAAGCUCCACGCACGGUAGCCUGGGGGCGGGCGGUCAGGGCACGAAUUGCAGCAACGAUCUGUUGACCACCGGCGGUGGGAAUUCCCGAGGCGGUUCAUCAAUGGGUAUGGGCGUGAACGCCUCCAGUGCAUCGCUGUCGUUGCAGCAACAGCAACAGAAUGCCCAGCAGCAACAGCAGCAGCAGCAGCAGCAACACGGCGGCGGCGGCGGGAGCGGUGGCGGCGGAAGCGGGGGCAGCAGCAGUGCGGCCAGCGAGCGGCGCAAGUAUCGCCAUCAGAACUACAGCAAGAACAUCUACAUCGGCACCAAGAACGCCGAGAAGUGGGAGCACAUGCGCACCCGGCUGCAGUUCAAAAACGACGUGGAGUUCGUCGCCUACCUUCUGAACUUGGCCGACAACGAUACGGAUCGGUUGAACAACCUGCCCCCGCCCUCUCCUGCGCACACGCCCACCAAAGGUUUCGAUGGCAACUUCAAGCUGGAGCCGAAUCUCAGCGCCAAGGACUUUGCCGCCCCGCCCGAAUCCUCGAUCAAUGGCAAUGCCACCGGAAACGGAAACGGCAGUGCGAGCGGAAACGGCAACGGCGACUCCGCCUCGGCCGGUUCUCUGCCCAUGGCCACGCCCACGCCACCGCAGCGCAAGCGUUACAAGAAACGUGUGCAGUUCACCUCGGAGGCAUUGAAUGGCUUUGCAUUGGGCAAGGGCAAGGGAGCAGGUGCAGGAUCAGGAUCAGGAUCGGGUUCCGCUGGUGGCUUUGCCUAUGCCAAGUCCAAGAAGCAGGAGGCCAAGGCGGCAACGGCGGCCUUGAAGGCCAGUGCUGCGGCGGCAGCUGCGGCGGCCGCUUCCUCCGCCCUGCCGGAGGUGCUCGACUGUCGCAUCGCCGAGAAGAUCAAGAGCGAACUGGAGGCCAACAGCAAGGAGUCCUCCUCCCUGCCCAAUGCCCUGUGCCUCAAGAAAGCAGCUGCAGCAGCAGCGGCAGCGGCGGCGGCAGCCGCAGUGGCAGCCGCCGCCAAUGGCAGUGAGGAUGAGGACGAGGACGAAGACCAUCACCAUCAGCAUCAGCAGCAUCAGCAGCAUUCGCACCUCCUGCCCGUCCUGCCUGCCAACGACACUGUCGAUGGACUGGGCAUCCCGGCCAGCAAUGGCCAGGCCGGCAACUUCCAUGUGCGCUCCAAGUCGCACGGCGGCAAAAAGUCUCAGGCGGCCAAAGCGGCGGCGGCGGCAGCGGCAGCAGCAGCAGCAGCAGCGGCGGCCAUGAUGCCGCCCAACUCCUACGACGAGCACGACGACGAGCCGGGCGGUGGUGCGGGCAACGAGGAGGACGACGACGAGGACGAGGAACUGGACGAGGAGGCGCUGGCCCGCGAAAUGAAGAUGGAGCAGAAUUUCGUGGAGGAGGAGGACGAGCAUGACAUUGCCUUCCGGUCGCAGCAGUCCUGCCGCGAAUGCUCCAUUGCCCACGACCACAAGCUGUGUCCGCUGCGCAACGCGUGCGGUAAUGUGACGGACGCCGUCGAUCUGGGCGAGUGGAUCGAGCGGCGCAAUUUGGAGGCGCUGGCCAAGCUGAAGGCCGAUGCCCAGCGGCAGGCGAAGAGGGCCAGCGGUCGGCAGCGGCACGAGGACGAUGACAUGGAGGACAUGGAGGACAUGGACAUGGAUAUGGACAUGGACGAGUCGUCGCAACUGUCGGAGCUGGAGACCAAGCCGCUGAUCACGUUCGCCGAGGCGUCGGUGCCCGCCGAAUUCGAGCUGCACAACGUGGAGCCCAAUGUGACCGGCGUCUUUGCGCGCACCGAGGUGAGGGCCUAUACCAAACUGGGACCGCUCAUCGGGCAGCCCGUCCAGACCGGCGAAGUGCGCGAGGGCAGCGACAUGAAGUGGAUCUUCGAGAUGUGCGAGGCCGGGGCGGACAAGUCGUAUCUGCUGUGCUGCGACAACCCCAAUGCCUCCAAUUGGCUCCGAUUUGUUCGCCCAGCGCCCAGCUACGAGGACCGCAACGUCAAUCUCGUCUCCAUCGAUCGGCAGGCCUACUUCGUCAGCUGCCGCGACCUACGCAACGGCAUGGAGCUCCUCUACUGGAGCGACGACUGCAACACCAUGUGGCGCAAGAAGCACACCGAGAAAACGAACUGCGGCGGCUGCAACCUGAAGUUCGAGCACCCCCUGUACUACCGCACCCACUGCUCCGUCUUCCACGAUCCCUCGAUGAGCCUGACCAUCCGCAAGUACCACUGCAAGGUGUGCGGCGAACCUGUCCUCGGCAAGGACAACAUCAUGAAGCAUGCGGCGGAGAAGCACGACGGCAAGGGGGCCUACCAGUGCCAGUUCUGCAGCAAGUUCUUCCUGCGGCUCAACUACCUGGAGAUGCACCGCACCUACGGUUGCGCAUCGAAUCCGAAUCGAUCGCGACCGGUCUGCGAUUUUUGUGGCCGAAAGUUCUGCCAGCCGCAGAAGCUGAAGGCGCACAUCAAGCGCAUGCACAGCGAUAUGGCUGAAGUUUUACGAGAUUUUCAGUGUAAAUUAUGUUCAAAACUUCUAGGAUCGCGAGCGGCACUGCAACGCCACUCGAAGGAGGUGCACAGCCGCAACUCGACGGUGGUGAGCUGUCCGCGGUGCCAGAAACUCUUCCAGAACCGCAGCAAUCUCAAGAUCCACAUGCUGACGCACUCGGGCGUUCGGCCGUUCAAGUGCGCCGAGCCGGAGUGCAAUGCGGCCUUCACCACCAAGCAGUGCCUGCAGUUCCACUACAAGAAGGUGCACAACUACACCCAGGAGCAGAUGCCCAAGAUCGAGCGGAGCGUGGCCUACACCUUCGAUGCGUACUCGGGCGGCAUGAAGGUGGACUUUCUGGGUAAGCAACAGCAACAGCAGACGGCGACGGCUCCGCAGCCCCAGCCCCGCCCUAAUGCGGCCGUCGCCUCCCCCCUCUCCUCCUCGUUCACAGAGCAAGCACCGCGGCGGCGGCGCAAGAGUCUCGAGGACCAGAGCUCUAUGCUGAGCGGUUCGCUGCAGAGCGACGCGGAGUUCAGCGACGACAAUCUGUUCGAGGCGAUCAAGAAGAGCGGCAAGUCGAUCAAGGAUCUCUGCCGCAACGAGCCCAAUCUAUCGCUGCUCAGCUCCAAGAUCUCCAGCAUCUUUGGAACGGACAAGGUCCCUUCGUCGGCGGCUUCGCUUUCCGUUUCCGGUGUCGGUGGCGCCUCUUCGGUGGGCGGCGGUCGCAAGCGGAAGCGCAAGAAGGAGCCAAAUGCUUCGGCCCAGCAGCAACACCUCAGCCACCAGCAACAGCAGCAGCAGCAGCAGCACCAGCAGCAGCAACAACUGCAGCAACAGCAGCAGCAGCAACAGCAGCAGCAGCAGCAUGCCCAGCAGCAUGCCCAGCAACUGCAACAUGCCCAACAGCAGCUGCAGCAGCAGCAACAACAGCAGCAGCAGCAGCACGCCCAGCAGCAGCAACAUGUCCAGCAGCAACACGCCCUCCACCAGCAACACCAACAGCUGCAUCACGAUCCGCAGCAGCAGCACCCGCAGUACCAUCCCCACCAGCUGCACGCCCACACCCUGCCCCACCAGCAGCAGCAACAGCAGCAACAGCAACAGCAGCAGCAGCAGCAGCAACAACAGCAGCAGCAACAGCAACAGCUGCACGGCGAUCCCGACGACGAGGAGGUGGAGAAUGCCCGCCUGGAGCAGGUGCGUCGCAAGCAGAACGCCCAGCUCAGCCUGGUGGAGUCCUUCCUGACCACCACCGCCCAGCGGCUGAGUGCCCAGCAGCAGGUGCAACAGGUGGUGGCCGCAGCGGCGGCCGUUUCGGCCAUGGCCGGAGCUGGCGAGGAUCCGGCCAAGCUGGGCCACAUGAUGGGUCACAUGGGCGUGGGUGUGGGCGUGGGCAUGGACGAGGAGGAGGACGAUGACGAGGACGAAGACGACACCGGCGGCGGUGGUGGUGGUACGGCGGUGCAACACCACCCGCAUGUCCAUGCCCAUCAGGCGCAUCAUUCGCACGUCCAUGCGCACGCUCACCCGCACCACGCCCACUCGCAUUCGCUCGCCCACCCCCUCCAGCAUCCCUCCGCCGCCUCCGGGCCCCAGGGGGCGGGGCAGCAGGACUACCGUCACGCAGCGGCCAUGAAUGCCGCUCUCGGCCAGAAUCUGGUGGUCAGCAAGGGCAGCAAGAAGUGGAUCCAGGAGGUGCAGGACUCCAGCGAUGUGGGCGGCGGUGGCGCCGGCGGCGGGGAGGGUGCGGUUCCCGGCGAUGGGGCCAGCUGCGGCCAGCUCUCCGGCGGCGGUGCCGGCGGUGGUGGUCCAGUCCCGGAUUUGGGAUUCGCCGUGCCGCCGAGCGCCGUGGACGAGCACAGCAAGCUGUUGGGUCAGAACCGCGAUUUUUUGGCCCGCUUGAUGAGCAGUGCCAGCGCCAGCCACGCCCAUGCCCAUGCCCACGCCAAUGCCCAUGCUCAUGCCCAUGCCCACGCCCAUGCGCACGCCCACGCCCACGCACACGCCCACCAGCCGCAUCAGCAGCAUCAGCAGCAGCACAGCGCCCACAGUCGCGAGGAGGACGAGAACAGCUCGUUUUUGGACGUCGUGGAGUCGAACAACAAUGCCGCUGCCGCCGCCGCCGCUGCUGCCGCCGCCGCAGCCGCGGCCAUGUCGCACUACGGCAGCGGUGGGAGUGGCAGCGGCGGCGAUGGCGGCGGCGGCGGCAGCGGCGGGCAGACGCCCACGGGUCCGGCCACGGGCGGCACGGUGACCGGCGGCGGCGACGAGCCCCAAAUGCAGAUGAACUCGCUGGCCCACUCGCAGUCCUUCAUGAGCUCCUUCUACAACAAUGCCAACGCCCGUGUGGGCGGCGGAGUGGGCGGCGUGGGCGGUGUGGGCGGCGGCUCCUCAUCGGCCAGUAUGCUCGUGGAGGCGGCCCUCAACUCCGUUGGCAAUAUGAUUGACAGCGAGAGCAGCGACCUCAAGGUUCCCACCGAUAACCACAUAAACAGCGACAGUCCGAUGAGUGCCCAUGUGGAUCCCGAGUCGCAGCGUUUCGGAGCGGGCAGUGCGGGCGGAUCGGCUGGCGGCGGAGGAGGAGGAGGAAGCGGCGGCGGAGGAGGCGGUGGCGGUGGCGGAGGAGGCGGUGGUAGCAGCGGCGGAUCUUCGGGCGGGGCCAACGGAACGGGCAUCGGCGGGGCCAUGGACAACCUAGAGAACGAGCUGAAGAUGAUGAAGAAUCUGGGCAGCUUCCCGAUGCAGAUACCACCGCUGCCGAUGUUCCAGGGCGCCUGCAAUAUUUCGCCGAGCGCCUCGACGCCCACGAAUCCGCAGAGCAAUCAGAACCAGAACGACGUGGACGUGGAUGCGGGCAGUACGCCGCGUCCCCAGCACCCGGAUUCCGAUGGCUUCUCCUCGUCGCACCAUCGCACACCGCCCUCGCCGCCGCCCAUUUCGCCGGGACGCGAUUACGGCGGAAUGUUUGGGGCCGGCAACGGUGGUGGCGGUCCCGGUUCGGUUAGCACGCCGGCGGGCAGCUCCAGCGGCGGUGGAGGGGGCGGUGCUGCCGGAGGGGGCGGGGCCAACAGCAUGUCCGCCUCGUCGCCACUGCCCGCCUUGCAGCCGCAGCGGAGGAACGCCUCCAGCGUGGGCAGCACCUAUCCGGAGCACGAGCUCAUCUCGCCCGCCUCCUCGCCGAGCAUCCCGCGCUACAACUUCAACGGCGACAUGAUGCGCCACAAGCGGGCGGUCCAGGAGCAGGAGCACCAGGAGCGCCAGCGGCAGAACAUCUCGCGUCACAACCAGAUGUCCAGCGACGAGGAGAACAGCAUCAUGCCCCAGAACAGCGCCGGCCAGGACAUGCGAAUGAAGUUCCCGCAGUCGCAGAUCGACCUGAUGUACUCCAAGUACGAGAGCAUGGCCAGCAAUCUGAAGUACAACAGCCAGGAACUGGACUCGCCGGCGGAGUACCGCCAGGCGGGCAGCGGCGGUGGCGGUGGCGGCGGUAACGGCAUCAAUUCGGCGGCGGUAAGCGCGGCAGCGGCGGCAGCAGCGGCGGCCAGCGACCUCUCCGACCUGCAGGGCCUGGACAUGAGCUCCAGGUCGAAUGCGGCCAGUAGCAACUAUCAUCACAACUUCCAGCUGCCGAGCAGUCGCUAUCACCAUCACAUCUACGACAUUCUCUCCGAUCGGGAGCAGCAAAACCAGCAAGCGGGUGGCUCAGUGGUCGGUGGUGGUGGCGGCGGCGGCGGCGGCGGAGGAGGCGGAGGCGGCGGCGGUGGCGGCGGUGGAGGAGCGGGAGCGGCGUCGGUGGUGCACCAGCAGGAGCAUGGACACCAGCACCAUGCCAUGCAGCAGCACCAGCAGUCGGCGGCCGCCAUGCACAGCAUGCUGAGCGAGCAGCUGGGCGAGCAGGAGCAUGACCAGACCACCUCGGUGGACCUCAGCCGCACCGCCAACUAUGUGGUGUCGUCGCCGCCGCAGCUGCCGUACAACCAUCCAACCCACCAUGACAUGCUGCGCAUGGCCUCGCUGGACCUCACCGGCCCCAAUACGGCGAACAUGGCCGCCGUGGGCAACAACCGCUCGUUCCUCUCCACACAGAUGCAGCACCAGAGCCGCGAGAGUCUGGAGCACCAUCGCCUGCUGUCGACGGUGGAGCAGCAUCGCAUUUUGGCCGCCUCGAAUGCGGCGGCCGAUCAGCAUCGCCUCCUGGUCGAUCCGACGGCCCAUCUGCUGAUGGAGCAGAAUAACCGACUGCUGGGCACGGCCGAUCAGUCGCGCCUUCUUGGCGAAUCGGCGGCGGCGGUGGCCCAGAAUCGACACAUGGCCCGCAGUUUUGGGGCCUACCAUCAGGUGGCCUCCAGCAAUUAUCAUCCGGGUGUGAGGCCACCGCCCGUCCUGCCGUCGGCCAAUCAUCAUGCCUCCAAUCCGUCGAACUACCAUCCCUUCCCCGCCUACUACUAAUUGGUGGAGGCCUCGAGGAGGGCGGAGUUAUCCGGGAUAAAGUGCACUUUGUGGGAUUCGAAUAGAGGCAAUCGAGUAGUUUAGCUUAAGGUUACGUCUCCUCGGAACCCCCUCAAAAUUCAGUUCAUUUCCCCUUGAUAGUAUGUGAAAAAAAUGGUAUUGGAGGAGGCAAGUUUUAGGACAUAAAGCUUAAGAAGAAACCUCAUUUUUAGUUAAUGCAUUUCCCCAUGAACUUCCACUUGAUGCUGUGUAAAAAAUAAACUUUUAUAAGCUAAUUUAAUGAUUUCAAGUUAAUAAGGAAUUUUUUUUAUAGAAUUUUGACUUGAUAGUGUGCCAAUUUAGAGAAUUGUUUCCAUACUUCCUUUGAAAAAAUGUCGAGCUCGUAUUAUGUACAAAAAGGCGAAAAGGGAUCGGUAAAGCUAUUUUAAAGAUAUCAAUUUAAAGAAGAAUUUCUUCAAAGGAAAUUUUGAGAAGAGUGUUUUUAAACGUCUUAUUCCAAGAAUGCAUUUUCCAAACAAUUCUUUUUUGAUACUAAGUAAUAUAUAAAAGUAAAAAUGGAUUCGAUAAAUCACUGUACCACUACCACUAAACAUUUUAAAAAAUGAAACUCACUUAUUAAUAUAUUAUUUGAUUUAAAUAAUAUUUUAUAAAGAUUUGGAUUC